AUGGAUAGGUCGCGCGUCGACACCGAGCACGCUGCCCAGACGUGCCCGCCAUCUGCUCCUCCACCCGACGACGUCGAGCACGCCCUCGUCCUCGCCGUCGCCCGCGUCGCCGCCAACUGCGCCCGCACGCUUACGGCGGGCCCUGCGUCAUCGGUCACAGCCCAGGAUCUGGUGGCGCGCUCCCAUCUCCGUGGGCCUCACUUCGGGAAGUUGCCUAUAGGCGGCAUCUCAGCGCGAGCACGGGCGACGGAUCCCCUGCGCACCGGGCAGCUGACUCGCUCAAGCGGUGAGUGUCCCUCGUCUAAUCUGGGCCCGUCGGCACUCUCCCACCCCCGCUGCCGCUACGGAACGCUGAUGCUGCCCUCCUUCACCGUCACCGGCAGCUGA
Molecule: messenger RNA, 387 nt
Organism: Punctularia strigosozonata HHB-11173 SS5
Lineage: Eukaryota; Fungi; Basidiomycota; Agaricomycetes; Corticiales; Punctulariaceae
Exons: 2
Coding region: 1-387 (128 amino acids)
Source: RefSeq, a predicted model, not a curated record